AUGGCUGAAUAUCUGAUGUCCAGACUUAUGCAGCAGUUGUUCACUAGUCAACUGGGAGGACUAGGCAAAGAUGUCAUGGAAGAUGUUGAAGAGCUCUCAGUCAAACUUGCAGAGGUUCAAGCUGCUCUCUUCGUUGCUGAUCAAAUCCAAUUCUCUGAUGUGUCUGCUAAGCUAUGGGUAGAUAAGGUGGAAGACUUUUACUACGAGGCCGAUAGCAUGUUGGAUGAGUGGUACAAUACUCUGACGUUCAAAUCCAUGGUUGAGAAAGACAAAGGCCAAAGUACUACUGGGUUCUCUUUAAAGAAGGUAUGCUUUUCAUGUAUACCAUCAUCUACUUGCUUUUGUCUUUCUAUAACUCGGAAUAAGGCUGCUCGCAAAAUUAUCGAACUGAACAAAAACUUAGAUGAGAUUUUCUCUGAACAAAAACAAUUCCCCUUUGAAAGAAGAUCCACUGAAAUAGAACCACGAACGACUACUUUGCCCCAACUUGAAGCACGGGGCCGAGAAAAGGAGACGCUUGUUUUAGUGAACGCGUUGUUGUUGAUGGAUGAGACACGCCUUUGUAUCAUCCCUAUUGUGGGAAUGGGGGGAAUUGGCAAGACUACUUUGGCCCAACUUGCAUAUGAUCAUAGCAAGGUCAGGACUUAUUUUGACCUGAGAAUUUGGGUCCAUGUAGGUGAUUCUUUUGAUGUGACUGUAAUUGCAAAAAAUAUUAUUUACAGUAUUAAGGGGAUUCGUCCCAAUUUACUGGAGUUGGAAAGUUUAUUAAAUUGUAUAAAAAAGUUGGUUCAAAGAAAGCGGUUCCUUCUAGUUUUAGAUGAUGUUUGGAAUGAAGAUCGGACGAAGUGGGCACCAUUAGAGGGGUCUCUAAAUCAUGGUGCUUGGGGAAGUAAGGUUAUGGUGACAACGAGAAACAAAAAGGUUGCUGUUAUGAUGAAAGCAACAACUCGCAUGAUAUGCCUUGAUCGGUUAUGUGAUGAGUCUUGUUGGUACAUAAUUAGUAAUCUAGCAUUCUCGGAAGGGUUAUCACUGGUUCUGGACCAGCGAUUAGAAGAAAUUGGCAAGAAAAUUGUGAAGAAGUACUGCAAGGGUGUUCCUCUUAUUGCAAAAGCUUAUGGGAAUUUGCUGCGAUUGAAAAGCAGUAAAGAAGAAUGGGAUGAUGUUUUGAAAUGUCAAUUAUGGGAGUUGAGUGAUGUUAGGCAGAUUGUCGUUGAUCCACUCUUGUUGAGUUAUUAUGAUUUGUCCCCUUUGGAAAAAUGUUGCUUGCUGUAUAGUGCUGUUUUCCCAGCUGAUUUUGAGAUUAGUAAGGAUGAUCUUAUUCAGUUAUGGAUGUCACAAGGCUAUUUGGGACGUGACAACAAAAGCUUUGAGAGGGGUGAGAACUGCUUUAAGAGUUUAGUAAUGCGGUCCAUUUUCUUUCAGAAAAUCGAAAGCAAUAGUUUUCAUGGAAAUGCCACAAAAUGCAAGAUGAAUGAUGUAAUCCAUGAAUUCGUUCGGUUUGUCAGGAGAAGCUCUAUGACCUAG
Molecule: messenger RNA, 1524 nt
Organism: Humulus lupulus (European hop)
Lineage: Eukaryota; Viridiplantae; Streptophyta; Magnoliopsida; Rosales; Cannabaceae
Product: putative disease resistance protein RGA1
Exons: 1
Coding region: 1-1524 (507 amino acids)
Biological process (GO): defense response to other organism
Molecular function (GO): ADP binding
Source: RefSeq, a predicted model, not a curated record